This is a messenger RNA of Pygoscelis adeliae (Adelie penguin), 1525 nucleotides long. It is a transcript of the gene TMCC2, whose product is annotated as transmembrane and coiled-coil domain family 2. Lineage: Eukaryota; Metazoa; Chordata; Aves; Sphenisciformes; Spheniscidae. Gene Ontology annotation, cellular component: endomembrane system. The record is from RefSeq and is a predicted model, not a curated record. The transcript is spliced from 5 exons. The coding region runs from base 1 to 1362 and encodes 453 amino acids. Gene Ontology annotation, biological process: amyloid precursor protein metabolic process.
AUGCGGGUGCCCGUCUCUGCACAGAGCGAGGGCGGAAACAUCGCCCUCCUCUCUCUUUGCUCGCAUCUGGACAAGGGGGACGUGACCGCACUCAGCCUGCCCUCCACCACCGGGCACGGCGACGCUGACGGCACCGUCUGCCUGGACGUCCCCGAUGGCACCCCUGACCCUCACAGGACGAAAGCUGCCAUCGAGCACCUGCAACAGAAGAUCCUCAAGAUCACCGAGCAGAUCAAGAUCGAGCAGGAGGCUCGGGAUGACAACGUGGCCGAGUACCUGAAGCUGGCCAACAACGCGGACAAGCAGCAAGCUUCUCGCAUCAAGCAGGUUUUUGAGAAGAAGAACCAGAAGUCGGCGCAGACCAUCGCGCAGCUGCACAAGAAGCUGGAGCACUACCACAAGAAGCUGAAGGAGAUCGAGCAGAACGGCCCUUCCCGGCAGCCCAAGGAUGUCUUCCGGGACAUGCACCAGGGUCUCAAGGACGUGGGUGCCAACGUUCGCUCCAGCAUCAGUGGCUUUGGCGGCGGCGUGGUGGAGGGCACGUUUGGCAGCGCGAGCAACAUCGCCCACCUGAAGGACACGCUGGACGACGGGCCCCCGGAGGAGGCUUCACGGGCUCUCAGCGGCAGUGCCACCCUGGUCUCCAGCCCCAAGUACGGCAGCGAUGACGAGUGUUCCAGUGCCACCUCCGGUUCAGCUGGUGGCAGCAACUCAGGGGCAGGACCCGGCGGCUUGGGGAGCCCCAAGUCCAACACGCUGGACAGCCACCACAAUAACUUUGACACCAUCCUGGAGGAGCUCCGGGAGAUCAAGGACAGCCAGUCGCACCUGGAGGACUCCAUGGAGGACCUCAAGGCCCAGCUGCAGCGGGAUUACACCUACAUGACACAGUGCUUGCAAGAGGAGCGGUACAGGUACGAGCGCCUGGAGGAGCAGCUGAACGACCUCACCGAGCUGCACCAGAACGAAAUGACCAACCUGAAGCAGGAGCUGGCCAGCAUGGAGGAGAAGGUGGCCUACCAGUCCUACGAGAGGGCACGGGACAUCCAGGAAGCGGUGGAGUCCUGCCUGACACGGGUGACCAAGCUGGAGCUGCAGCAACAGCAGCAGCAGGUGGUGCAGCUGGAAGGGGUGGAGAACGCCAACGCCCGGGCGCUGCUGGGCAAGUUCAUCAACGUCAUCCUGGCCCUGAUGGCCGUGCUGCUCGUCUUUGUCUCCACCAUUGCCAACUUCAUCACCCCGUUGAUGAAGACCCGCAUGCGCAUCCUCAGCACCGCCCUGCUCGUCCUCUUCCUCUUCUUCCUCUGGAAGCACUGGGACUCCAUCACCUACUUUCUGGAGCAUGUCCUGCUCCCCAGCUGAUCCGCAGCCCGGCUGCUGCGGCCCUGGGGGCUUUCCAUUUCCCGCAGAGGAGAGGGCCGGGGGGACGGUGAUCCAAAGCCUUCAGGUUGUUUCUUCACACGCUUGGUUCAGUUGCUUUCCCGGCCCUCCAUCCUCGCUGCAGCCGGCAGGGAUUGCUCGGAGC